Messenger RNA from Panonychus citri (citrus red mite), 1411 nucleotides. RefSeq lists its product as uncharacterized. Bases 105 to 1148 code for a protein of 347 amino acids. The transcript has 11 exons. The record is from RefSeq and is a predicted model, not a curated record. NCBI's taxonomy places the organism in Eukaryota, Metazoa, Arthropoda, Arachnida, Trombidiformes, Tetranychidae.
CUGUCUUGUUGAAAAAGUAUUGAAAAGGUUUGAUCAGGAAAAGAUAUAAAAACGAUAACAUUUGAUAGAGAAAAUCACUUAGUCCAUCAACAGUUAUUCUAAAGAUGCGUCUCUCAAUCGUUCUUGCUAUUUGCUUUUUAGGAGUUGCUUCUGCAUCUACCUUGGUUAAACGAAACUUCUUCGAUGAUUUGCAAAACAAGUCUCAAGAAGCUUUGAAAAACUUAGGACAUUUCGGAGAAGAUUUCGGCAAAAAGGUCCAAGAUGCCUUAUCCAAGACCGAUUUCAAACUACCCGAUAACCCACUCGGAUUCGCUAAACAAGCUCAAGACUUUUUCAACACAGUCAAAAAUUUCAAUAAUCCAAUCGAACUUGGUAAACAACUCCUAGACUUUUUCAACUCACAAAAGAAAGCCGGUGCUUCGGGAGACGAAAAGUCCACUACCAGACAAACCACUAACCCACUCCAGCUCUUGACCCAACUUGGUGAUCCCGCUGCUUUCGCUCAAACUCUCAUGAAGAUCCUCUCCGAAAUGGCUUUUGAAGGUCGACGAAAGCGAGAUCUUGCCGAGGAUCUUAAGAAAUUCGCUGAAGAGGGAAAACAAAGAGCUCAAGAAGCUCUCAAACAACUCCAAGACCUUUUCAACUCAUUCAAGAACGGUGGUGCUUCCGCUGAAACCUCAACCGAAAAGGCCGUUUCCAAACGAGACGUUUCUGAAGAUUUACAAAAACUCGCAUCCGCUGGUCAAGAAAAACUCCAAGCCGCUCUUAAACAACUCCAAGAGCUUUUCGAACAAUUCAAAGGAGGAUUCAACCACGACCAAUCAUCCGAAACUGUCACCAAACGAGAUGUUUCUGAAAGUCUUAAACAAUUCGGUCAAAUCGCUCAAGAAAAGACCCAAGCUGCUUUCCAACACCUUAAAGACGCUUUAGCUCAAUUACUCGGAAAGAAACCAAGUCAACAAGUUGAAGAUUCAACUGAAGUUUCAGUCUCAAAGCGAAGUAUUGAAGAUUUCCAAAAAUUCAACAAGAACCUCCAAGAACAAGCUCAACAAGCUUUAUCUGGAUUCAAAAACGCUUUCGCUGAUUUCUUCAAUCAAUUCCGAAAGCCAUUCAAACCUGAAGCCGAAGACACCACCGAAUCAUCAUAAAUGAACAUCACCACCUAGAAAUAGUAAAAUAAUAUCAAUCAUGUUAGUUUAACUCCGGUUAUCAAAUUAUUCAACAUAAUAAUUACUUGGAUUUCCAACUAAUCAGCUUCAUCACAGUUUGAUCCUCGAAAUUUCAUUCAGUUUCGAUGAAACUUGAAACAAAUUUACCAUGAUUGAAUCGAAAGUAUAUCUUAGGAUAAUUACCUCUCGAACUUAUAUUGUGAAUAAAUUUGUUCCGAUUAAAUUUUAAAUUAAUCAUUAAA